This is a messenger RNA of Phalacrocorax carbo (great cormorant), 2268 nucleotides long. NCBI's taxonomy places the organism in Eukaryota, Metazoa, Chordata, Aves, Suliformes, Phalacrocoracidae. The record is from RefSeq and is a predicted model, not a curated record.
CGGAAGCGGAAGCGUCGGGGCGGCCGUGCCGGGCGUGGCGGGGGCGGCCAUGGCGGCGGGUGGGGAGGAGGGUUGCGAGCACUACCGGCGGGGCUGCCUGCUGCGGGCGCCGUGCUGCGGAAAGCUGUACGCCUGCCGGCUGUGCCACGACGGCGCCGAGGGACACCGGCUGGACCGCUUCCGAGUGGCCGAGGUUCAGUGCGCCCGCUGCCGCCUCCUGCAGAAGGCCCAGCAGCGCUGCGAGGGCUGCCACAAUCUCUUCGGCGAGUAUUACUGCGAUAUCUGUCACCUCUUCGAUCGCGACAAGAAGCAGUACCACUGCGACGAGUGCGGCAUCUGCAGGAUCGGUCCAAAGGAGGAUUUUUUCCACUGUUCAAAAUGCAAUUUGUGCCUAAACUUGAGUCUUCGAGGAAAGCACAAGUGUAUUGAAAAUGUCUCCAGGCAGGACUGUCCGAUAUGUUUGGAGGAUAUUCACACAUCUCGUGUUGGAGCUCAUGUUCUGCCGUGUGGUCACCUUCUUCACAGGACGUGUUACGAGGACAUGCUAAAGGAAGGUUACAGGUGUCCUUUGUGCAUGCACUCGGCUUUAGAUAUGACAAGGUACUGGCGUCAGCUGGAUGACGAAGUAGCGCAGACUCCUAUGCCCACAGAGUAUCAGAACAUGAUGGUGGAGAUCCUCUGCAAUGACUGCAACGCCCGGUCUACAGUACAGUUCCAUCUCCUAGGCAUGAAGUGCAAAAACUGUGAAUCAUACAAUACUGCCCAAGAUGGAAGAUGCCGGCUGCCUUUGGAGGAGCAGUGACCAAGAUAGGCGCGCUGCGUUCGGCUGGAUGAGGAACACUCUGCCAUGGAACAGACUUAUUUUUUUGGGGGGGUGGGGGGGGGGAAAUCCACUUGUCAGUAAAAACUUACUCAAGGUUGUCACGGCACCAGCGAGAUGAUUACAAGAUUGAAUUGAUGGUGGUGCAAAGGAGUUUUGCUAAUUGUGCCCCCUCCCUAGUACCUGGGGCAUGGCGCGGUUGGGCCCUUCAGGAAACUCCCCGUCGAGCGGCGCGGUGCCCGAGGAAGGUUAGUUUCUAGAGAAUGGCACCCUUUAAAAGAGCCCUUUGCGGUGUCAGGGGCAGCCCAGGAGAAUAACUAAUGAGAUGCAAAAUGAGAAACGAUCAGCAGCUGACACAGCAGAAGAUGUUUUGGGGCAGCUGAAGGUUGUGAGCGUAACAGGAGGUGGAGGUAUAGCUAUUGUGGUUGCAGCUGUUGGGGAAAAUUGGUAGCUUUGAGAGGGGGCCCUUGUACAUAAAGCUGACGUCUGCAAAGUUUAACGCGAGUACGUUUGGUUCCGUUUAAAUACGCGUGUGCUCUAGGGCCUUGGAGCCAGCGGCGCGGGUGGCUGGAGCGGGUGAGCUUGCAGAAAUUGUGUCCCUUGGCUUGAUGGGUUGACACGUGUACAGAAUUCGCUUUGAAACAAGGCUGGCCCGCCUGCGAAGGUGCGACGAACGGCCUAAAAAUCCAGCCGCAAGGCCGCCCUUCUACCCCGGCCACCCAUCUGACCUGCCCUCUCCUCGCUCGGAUUCCUUUGCCAGCUGCAGUCCCGUUGGUGCCCGUUUCUUCCUCAUUUUGCUUUAUUCGCUUAGAAAGGCCGAGGUGUCGUCGGGUUUUAGACCCGUACGUAGCUCCAUGCUUUGAUGGCUAAGUGAAGCGCGUACCGUUGUCUUGUCAGGAUUGACACUGGGCCGGCGAGUUGGGCUGAGCCCGAGGCGUUCGCUGAAGUAACAGCAGUUUAUAGACGCACUCGAGUAGUGCGGGGACCAAUUUUCUGUGGUUUUGUGUUUUGUUUUUUAUUAAUGGUACCUUCAUUUCGUUGAGGUGGAGGAUGGAGGAGUGCUUUUAAAAAAACAACAAAAACCAACAAACCUUCCCACCCUUCUUGAUGUAAUAUCUUGCCCAGGGUGUUUUGCAGUCUAAAUAUUGCAGAAAGCUCUUAGUUUCUGAGAAUUUCAGAAAUUUCAGUGCAAAUAGCAUUCAGUAACGAAGUAAAACAUGUUAUAAAAAGCCCAGUUACUCUUCACCAUCCAACUACUUGUUCUUAACUUGUUCUACCGUAAAACAACGGCUUUUCUUUAUCUGACAGUGCCCCUUUAUGUACGAAACACUGCGACUCGGAUGAUUGCGUUGCUGUAGCUUGCCGUGGCUGGAUUAUCUUUCUGAAGCACUUUUCUCACUGCUAUAAAUAAAUGUAAAGCAGCAUCUCUAUUAAAAAAAAUUACACGA